AUGGAGCAGCUCAAGCACGCCGCCGACCACACCAAAGUCGUCGUCCGACUGCCCGAGAAAUGGCUGAACAUGUACAGCGACUUCAUCACCAAGAACGCCGGCGCGGUGGGCCAGGUAGAGGGCGCGUUGCGCUCCAUUGCCUACAUCAUCCCCGGCCGCUUCAGAGAAUCCGAGCUUGCGUCUGAAUCGCUCAAUUCCUCCGUCCAGCUCCUCUCGCUCUACCAUGACUCCCUCCUCACACGCGCGCUGGCGCAUUCGCUGCAGCAGAAGCAGCACCAGAGCCCGCAUAACCGCUACACGCGCUACUACUGCUCGCGAAGUCCCACCUACCGACGCACGGCGACGAUGCUGCAGGUGGUGCAGUACACCGAGCUGCUACUGGAGAUGAUGGCGAAGCGAAGAGGAGAGAAGACGAGAUGGAGGGUGGUAGUGCUGCUGGAGGCGAUCAAAGCGUUGUGUCGAUUGGUGCUGAUGCGACUGACGAACUCGCGACCGCUGCUCAGUCCGCCACUGCCCGAGCGAGAGCCUAUGGAGGAAAAGGCGGAGGAGGAGACGAUACACAGUCCGCCAUCGGAGACGACUACAUUCUCGGAAGCGGGCAGUGAGCAGUGGACCAUGCCGCGCACAUCUCUUACCCUACCGCCUCUCCCGACAUCCAACGACAUCUCAUCGUAUUUGAUGUCCAAAGUGCUCACCGCCGACGACAUCAAACCGCCCAAAGCGCUUCUUCAUCGCGUUAGCGGGAUUGGCGAGGCAGCGGAGAUCAUGUACAUUCUGCGCCCCGUCAUCUACGCCGCCGCCAUGUCAUACUGGAGCCAACGAGAUGAAGGGAAGCGUAAGGCAGACUGGCGGCCGUGGUUACUCGGCAUCAGCAUCGAAUACGCCGCGCGACAACUUGCAAAGAAGGACCUCGAAAGCAGACGACCUGGCGGCGCAAGAGGACUCACGCAGCUGGAGAAGGAGGAGUUGAAGCGACGAGGGUGGGCGCUGAGCUGGUGGGCGAUGCGCGGCACAUUUUAUGAGAAUGUCACCAAGGGAAUGAUCCAAGGGUUUGCGAAGAAGCUGCAGAACAAGCCGCUGCUGGACAUGGUGGGCAAUUUGCUGCAGGACUACGAGUAUCUUUGGGACGACUUUUACUUCAGCACAUCUACUAUUGGCGGUGUCGCUGUCCCGUCCUGUCCUACCCCACCCUCCGCCUCCCUCCCAGGCAUCACCUUCCCGCGUCACCCUGCCUUCACCAACCAUCCCCUAUCGACCUACAAUCCAUCCUCUCAACCCGCCUGCACCCGAACAACACCUUCUACCAACAAGAUGCGUUCCAAGUUCAAGGAUGAGCAUCCCUUUGAGAAGCGCAAGGCCGAAGCAGAGAGGAUCCGCAGCAAGUACUCCGACCGCAUCCCCGUCAUCUGCGAGAAGGUGGAGAAGAGCGACAUUGCGACGAUCGACAAGAAGAAGUACCUCGUCCCCGCCGACCUCACCGUCGGCCAGUUCGUCUACGUCAUCCGCAAGCGCAUCAAGUUGAGCCCCGAAAAGGCCAUCUUCAUCUUCGUCGACGAGGUGCUGCCGCCGACUGCUGCGCUCAUGAGCAGCAUCUACGAGGAGCACAAGGAUGAGGACGGAUUCCUUUACAUCACCUACUCCGGCGAGAACACCUUCGGCGAGUCUUCGUAA
This is a messenger RNA of Neohortaea acidophila, 1671 nucleotides long. RefSeq names its product peroxisomal membrane protein-domain-containing protein. Gene Ontology annotation, biological process: peroxisome organization. Lineage: Eukaryota; Fungi; Ascomycota; Dothideomycetes; Mycosphaerellales; Teratosphaeriaceae. The record is from RefSeq and is a predicted model, not a curated record. The transcript is spliced from 7 exons. Bases 1 to 1671 code for a protein of 556 amino acids. Gene Ontology annotation, cellular component: peroxisomal membrane.